CUAUGAACCAUGCAGAGUUCGGACAUUUGUGGAUCAAGAAUCCUUAGGUAUCUUAUGAUGAUGAUGAUUUUGCAAGAUAUAAAAAGAUAUUCUCUCUUCAGAAGUGAACAGUGUAUAUACACUAUACUAUCACCAUCAAGCCCUGACAUAACCAGAAAGAAAAGAAAGAGAAAGAAAGAAAGAAAGAGAAAGAAAGAAAGAAAGAGAAAGCAUGCCUCAAAAAGCCAUCAUAACACUCACCCAGAACCAUGCCUCCCUUGUCACCAACCGCCCCCUCCCCUCCCCCCGAGACGACUACAUCCUCGUCCGAACCACCGCCGUCGCGCUGAACCCCAUCGAUUGGAUGCUCCUGGCAAGCACGCCAGCCCCCAACGCCGUCAUGGGCCACGACUACGCGGGCACUGUUCUUGAUGUGGGAAACUCUGUCCGGGGGCGAUUCAAACCCGGGGACAGAGUCUGCGGGAUGGUGAAAGGCGGAGAUGCGACGAGGAUCGAGAACGGGGCGUUUGCAGAGUACAUAGUUGCCAAAGCCGGGGUGCAGAUGAAGAUUCCCGACGCCGUGGAGUUUGCGGAUGCGGCGACGGCGGGCGUUGGUGUUGUGUCGGCGGGAAUGUGUUUGUUCGGGCGUGGAGGACUCGGGAUGCGAUUCCCGGGGCUUGAGGUUGGGGAUGAUGCGCAGAGCAAGGACCGUGCGGUUCUGAUCUAUGGAGGGAGUUCCGCGUCGGGUCUCUGGGGGAUUCAAUUUGCAAAGUUGGCGGGAUAUACAGUGAUCACAACCUGUUCACCUCGAAACUUUGAUCUCGUCCGUCGGUUCGGAGCUGAUGCUGUUUGCGACUACCGUGGUCCGGAAUGCAUCCAGCGCAUCAGAGAAUACGCAGCGAAUGGUCUUCGCUUUGUUUAUGAUACGAUCGCCACCGAGGAAUCCGCCAGGAUCUGCAGCGAAGCAAUUUGUCCUGCGGGUGGUCGAUACCACUCGCUGCUUCCUGUACCGCCGUUUCUGCGUCCAGAGAUCCAUUGCAGCUGGGUGAACUGCAGUGUGGCAAUGGGCGAGGCGUUCGAGUAUGGCCCUGAGCGAAUGGAGAUCCCGGCUAUGCCGGAGGAAUUCGAGUUUGUCUCGCGGUGGACGACGAUGGUGGAGGCGCUGUGGGCAGAGGGUAAAUUGAGGACUCCAGUUGUCGAGGCGAGGCAGAAUGGACUGGGGGGAGUGCUGGAUGGGCUGAAGGAUUUGAAGGAGGGGAAGAUCAGUGGGAAGAAGUUGGUGUAUCUUGUUUGA
Messenger RNA from Aspergillus ochraceoroseus IBT 24754, 1273 nucleotides. Its product is annotated as zinc-binding alcohol dehydrogenase family protein. Gene Ontology annotation, molecular function: oxidoreductase activity, acting on NAD(P)H. The coding region runs from base 212 to 1273 and encodes 353 amino acids. The transcript is spliced from 2 exons. The record is from RefSeq and is a predicted model, not a curated record. NCBI's taxonomy places the organism in Eukaryota, Fungi, Ascomycota, Eurotiomycetes, Eurotiales, Aspergillaceae.